CUACUGUGUUUUCUGAGCGAGUUGAAGUUUUAAUCAGUGAUGGCAAAGGAGACAGUGAAAACCCAGAAGGAUUCUUCAAACAAUAACACUGCAACCAAAGUGAAGAGAAGGAGAAAGAGUGGCCCAAGAGAGUCACCUCCUCAAAGAAGCUCAAGCUUUCGAGGGGUCACAAGGCAUCGAUGGACUGGUCGAUAUGAAGCUCAUUUGUGGGAUAAGAAUAGCUGGAAUGACUCUCAAACUAAGAAAGGAAGACAAGUAUAUCUUGGGGCUUAUGAUGAUGAAGAAGCAGCAGCUCGUGCCUAUGAUUUGGCAGCAUUGAAGUAUUGGGGACAAGAUACCAUGCUUAACUUUCCGUUAUCAAGGUAUCAAGAAGAGAUUAAAGAGAUGGAGAGCCAGUCUAGAGAAGAGUAUAUUGGAUCAUUAAGGAGGAAAAGUAGUGGAUUUUCUCGCGGCGUCUCGAAAUAUAGAGGUGUUGCAAGACAUCACCACAAUGGAAGAUGGGAAGCAAGGAUUGGAAGAGUUCUUGGCAACAAAUACCUAUAUCUUGGAACAUAUGCCACCCAAGAAGAAGCAGCCACUGCAUACGACAUGGCAGCCAUAGAAUACCGUGGGCUUAAUGCCGUUACCAACUUUGACCUCAGCCGUUACAUGAAAUACAUCAAACCUGACCCCACCACCGAUCCAACCCCUGUGGACCCCACAAACCCAAAUUCUAAUACUAGUUCUACUCCAAGUCCUAAUUAUAUUACUUAUCCAAGCAAUCCUAAUCCUAAUCAAGACUUUAGUUUCCUCCACGAGGAGAGUCCCACCACCCUCUACGGUGGUGAGACUAUAGUAACUCCACCACCGAUGACGGAUAGUGGCAGCAGCGUCGCAGAAUUUGACUCGUCAGACUUAAUGGAUCUACUGCUUGAGACUACUUCGGCGGUGGAAAGCCCUUCGACGACACAAGAAUCUGACCCACCACAGUGCAGCUUCCCCGACUACAUUCAAACUCAGUUUGAUUAUCAAGAUUCCGGGAAUUAUAAUUUUGCCGCUGAUGACGAUUUGUUCUUCAACAUUGACCUGAGUUCCUUUGUGUCACAAUUCUUAGAGUAUGAUAUGGAAGACCAAGAUAACUUAUUUAGAUGAAAGAAACAAAAAUAAACAGGAAACAUACAUAUGUUACUAUUAAAAAACAUAAAUAUUCUUUGUAAGAAGGGAAGGUUGUGGGAUGAUAAUAAAUUUGGGUGGUCUUGAAGAGAUAGUUUAAUUUGUAGAAGGGUUCAUCACUAAUAUUGGUUCAUUAUGUAUAGAUAGGGAGGCUUCAGAAAUUUGUUUUUGAGGGGUGGGGAGAAAGAAAAAAUUUCCUCCACUAGUAUGACUUCCACUUU
Messenger RNA from Macadamia integrifolia, 1373 nucleotides. Its product is annotated as AP2-like ethylene-responsive transcription factor At1g16060. Gene Ontology annotation, molecular function: DNA-binding transcription factor activity; DNA binding. Gene Ontology annotation, biological process: regulation of DNA-templated transcription. The record is from RefSeq and is a predicted model, not a curated record. The transcript is spliced from 8 exons. Lineage: Eukaryota; Viridiplantae; Streptophyta; Magnoliopsida; Proteales; Proteaceae. The coding region runs from base 40 to 1131 and encodes 363 amino acids.